Xenia sp. Carnegie-2017 is the source of this 1412-nucleotide messenger RNA. Its product is annotated as E3 ubiquitin-protein ligase TTC3-like. The coding region runs from base 360 to 1412 and encodes 350 amino acids. Gene Ontology annotation, molecular function: protein binding. The record is from RefSeq and is a predicted model, not a curated record. NCBI's taxonomy places the organism in Eukaryota, Metazoa, Cnidaria, Anthozoa, Malacalcyonacea, Xeniidae. The transcript has 16 exons.
CCGAUGGCAUCAAAAAUUUUGUCCAUAAAUGAAUUUACAUUCGUCAAAUUUUCGAAAAACAACUCUCCAUUAUAUUAACAUAUAUGCAUUCUGGCCAGUUUAUCUGACUGGAGUAAUGGCGGACGCAACGGAUGCGCAUUUGAGAACUGGGUGCAAGUGAGGGACUGAUUUUUCGCUUAGUGGCGCUUUUAUUACGUAUCUCUUCUGCGAUAUUGUCACAAAAUUGUGUAUUCGCUCAACUGUAUCCUACAAAAUUACUUGGCUUUUAAAAUUAAACGUCUAAGUAAUUGUUUUUGCUUACAGUUUAACCUGUCUACGUAAGAGAGUUGCCGCCAUUACUGAUUAGAUGGUUUAUUAAAAUGGCUACAAUUGAAGGCUUUGCAGAAGAAGUACUCGAAAGUGAAUCGGACAUUGCUAGCAAUACUUCUGAAAUUUCAAAUGAUGAAUCAAGUGAUAAUGAGAGUCAACAUGAACACAAUGAUGACUUGGCUUCAACUCGUGAUAAACUUGCUGAUUGGUUUCUUGGUUUAAAUGAUGAACAGAUAAACCUAAGAAAAAACUGUGUUAAGAUUCAUGUUCUAGCCCCAUUUUUACUUGGUAUCAUACCACCUCAAUAUGAAGAAAAGUUUAUUAGUUGGUCAUUUGAAUGUGGCUUACUGCCAACUAAUGAAGUAAAGCAAGACUUUGAUCCUACUAAUGAGGCAUUUGAAAAUAUACAGAUUGUUGAAAAUGGCUUUGAAGCUCUAUCACAAAUUAUGAACAAGAAACAAAUAAUUAUUCAAAUGCUUGAAUUGAAAAAUCAACUAGUCAAUUGUACUUCAUACAAGAGAGCAUUUAAGUGUGCCAAGAAGAAAGAUUGGUUUUUGUGUGAAAGAGAUGUAUGUCUUCCUAAAGAUGUUAAAGUAGAGAGAGCUAUCAUGGCUUUACUGCUAACAGCGUAUCAAUUUGCUGUGCAUAUUCAAUUGUCGUAUGUCAAAAAAACUGACCUACUCACGAUCUCUUCAAGUAGUAAAGAUUGCAAGGAAGUUGAAGAAAAAACAUUGAAGUUAAAAGAAAACGGAAAUGAAGAAUUUCGCUCUAAAAACUAUGAAGGAGCUAUCACCUUCUACAGCAAAGCUAUACAUGAGAGUCCUUUUAAUCACAUUGUUUAUGGCAAUAGAGCUCAGAGUUACAAAAAUCUCGGCGAAUACAGAAAAGCUCUGAUGGAUGCCAAAAGAACAAUUAUUUUAAAACCAGACUGGGAUAAGGGUCUAUACAGAUUUAAGGAGGCGGCUGCUGCUCUUCAAGAUGGAGAAGGAGGAAAAGCGUCAUUUCUUUCUUUUUGCGUUGACAAACAUAUAAUUGACGAUGAAACGAAGCAAAGCAGAGCUCAAGAUGUAAAAAAACAAAACUCAGUUACAACAAAUGAGUGA